CUUCAACUUCACUGGACCCUCAAUGUCCAUUGACAGUGCCUGCUCCUUCAUCCCUUGUUGCACUUCAUUUUGCUUGUCAAGCCAUAAGACAAGGUGAUUGUGAGAUGGCCCUUUGUGGUGGUGUCAGCUGUAUCAUACAACCACGAGUCUUUGUCGCUCUCAGCAAAGCAAAGAUGAUUUCCCCUGAAGGCACAAGCAAACCUUUCUCCAGCAGAGCGGAUGGCUAUGGCAGAGGAGAGGGCUGCGGGGUUAUUCUGCUGAAGACACUGAAACAAGCUCUCGAAGAAAAUGACCAUGUAUGGGGCAUCAUGAGAAAAACUGCUGUAAACCAAGAUGGCCGCACAGUCACUCCAAUCACCAAGCCAUCCGUGGUCCAGCAAGAGGAGCUGCUCCGCAGAAUCUAUUCACAGUCUGACCUGUCCACUGUCCAGUACAUAGAGGCUCAUGGGACUGGAACUCCAGUGGGGGAUCCCAUAGAAGCAGGCAGCAUCUCCAAAGUCAUUGCCAAAGCCAGACCUCCAGGUUCAGAAACACUCUGCAUCGGCUCUGUGAAAGGCAACAUUGGACACACAGAAUCUGCAGCUGGAGUGGCAGGUCUAAUCAAGGUACUACUAAUGAUGAAGCAUGAAACCAUUGUCCCUUCACUGUUCUACUCUGAGGACAGUGCCAGUAUAGACGCUAAAGCCUUAAAUGUAAAGGUUCCCACUAAAGCAGAAAAGUGGGGAGAUUCUGUUGAAAGGGUUGCAGGGAUAAAUAACUUUGGUUUUGGAGGAACAAAUGCACAUGUUAUUGUCAAGCAACACAAGCAGUCACAGGUUUCUAGAAAGAGUGGUAGAAAAUCACACAAGUAUUUUGUCCUCUGCGAUUUCUGAAAAGUCUAUCAGUAUGAUGAUGGAGGACACAAUUCAACAGAUAGACAAAGACAAAAAAGUUGAUUUAGAAGCUCUUGCAUACACAUCUGCUUGCAGGAGAAGUCACUUAAAACACAAAUACAAGAAGGCUUUCAGAACUUCCUCUCUGGUUGAACUAAAAGAUCAACUCAAGUCUGCCCUGAGUAAAACUCCCUACCCCUCAUACUCAGAUCCAAGGUUAGUAUUUGUCUUUUGUGGUAAUGGUGUGACCUACCAAGGUAUGUGCAA
This is a messenger RNA of Oncorhynchus gorbuscha (pink salmon), 1139 nucleotides long. Its product is annotated as highly reducing polyketide synthase 40-like. The record is from RefSeq and is a predicted model, not a curated record. Gene Ontology annotation, molecular function: fatty acid synthase activity. Lineage: Eukaryota; Metazoa; Chordata; Actinopteri; Salmoniformes; Salmonidae. The transcript is spliced from 3 exons. Bases 105 to 872 code for a protein of 255 amino acids. Gene Ontology annotation, biological process: fatty acid biosynthetic process.